AGAUAUAAAAUUGCAUUGUAUCAGUAACCAUCGAAUACAUAGUAUAUUUGAAAAAAAAAAAAAAAAAAAAAACAACAACAAUGACAAAAUUUAUAUUGAUAACUUUAUUGUUUAUUGGUGCAACAAUUUGUCUUGCAAAUGCAAGGGAAGUAAAAUGUCCAGAAGGUUCAUUUUAUCGACAAUAUCCACAACUUUGUGAACAAACAUGUGAAAAACCAGAGAUUGUCGAGUGCAAUCCAGCAGAUAAAAACAAUGGUCCAUUUGGUUGUCGUUGUGAUCGCCAACAUGUCAGACAUAACGGAAUAUGUAUCACACCUGACAAAUGUCCAAAACCAUGCAAGUGAAAAAAUGCAUACUAAAUUUAAAAUAACAAAACAAUACAUAUACGUAUUGUUUUAUAAUUAAAUA
Messenger RNA from Aphidius gifuensis, 408 nucleotides. RefSeq names its product serine protease inhibitor swm-1-like. The coding region runs from base 81 to 344 and encodes 87 amino acids. NCBI's taxonomy places the organism in Eukaryota, Metazoa, Arthropoda, Insecta, Hymenoptera, Braconidae. The transcript has 3 exons. The record is from RefSeq and is a predicted model, not a curated record.